UGGCAUUCGACCUCGCGCAUUUUUUCCUGCCGCAUUCUGUCGACGUCGACGCAACGUACGUCGCAAUUCUCGAGUAACCGAGCCGCGAUUCGAUUGCGUUAGCCGAGCUAACGAGCGAUCCCGAAAAAUGUCAAGUUGCCGAGAAGGGAGUUCCUCGCACGCGGAAUCGGGACGUUCCAGUUCGCCUCCGCGUUAGAGACGCUCGUCUCCGGUCUACGGCGAGUCCGGAAAAGAAUCCGGGUUGGAUCUUGGACCCGAGGUCGACGCGUAGUGAGCGCGCGUGCCGAGCGUAGUUGGCCGAUAAUCGGAGUGGAUGAGCGUCGACUUGCGGGGUGUCCGUGGUAUUCGACGCAGCUGAGCUAAUUGCGCGUCGCCUUUUGCCCCCUUUUCACUCCGUCCACCGACGGGACACCAUGGAUCGUUGCAACUUGUCCGAAAAGGAUGUGGAAUUUGCAAAGACGUAUUUGAACGAGGAUCCCGAUGACGGCAGCAUGAAAAAAAUUAAUCAAGUGAAAACCUGGUUGGCAAACGAUUCUCACGUACGAUCGAAUCAAGACGACUUCUUUAUUCUACGCUUUUUGAGGUGCUGCAAAUUUGACGUGGAAAAGGCAAAGAAGAAAUUAGAAAAUUACCAACAACUACGAUCCGGAACACCGGAGUGGUUUUCGAACAGAGAUCCGUCUCUGCCUGCAUUGCGGGAAAUAUUUCGCUUGGGGGUGUUUCUCCCAUUAAGGAAGCUAGAUAACGGCGGCAGAGUUGUCAUUAUAAUUCGAGGAACCGUACACGACCCUCGCCAGCACCAGAUGGCCGAUGUGCUCAAGGUUUGUCUGAUGAUCCUUGACGUGGCCGCAAGAGAGAACGUACCCCUUUCUCUGUACGGUACCAGCGUCAUCCUCGAUAUGCAGAACGCGACAUUGGGCCACGCUCUGCAGUUAACGCCUGGCGUGAUAAAACGAUUGGUUCAUUCUUGGCAAGGCUGUUACCCUAUAAGGAUUCACUCGAUGGAUUUCAUAAACGGCCCAGCUUACCUUAACGUCGUACUGAACAUCUUCAAGUCGUUCAUGAACAAAAAGUUACGGUCCAGGGUGUGUAUUCGCAAGAGCUUCGACGACGUUCUGCGCGAUAAAAUACCGAUCGAAUGUUUACCGCUCGAGUACGGUGGAACGGACGGCUCGAUCGACGACUUGAAAGACUACUGGAUGGCGAGGGUCGAAGAGAACCGCGAGUGGUUCGAGCAAGACGAGAAGUCGAUGGUCGAAGAGAAGCGUCGCGAGGACGAGCGGUGUUAAGUAAUCGCGUUUAGAAGUUGACGCUAGCUCGACCCGGUCGACGAUCCGAAGCGAGUCGCGCUCGGUGGUUACCGGCGGCCCCCCGCGACGCCUACAACGGGAGUCCGUGGUCCACCUACCUAUGCCUUGGAACGCUUCAACGACGAUCCUUGAAGAUA
Molecule: messenger RNA, 1447 nt
Organism: Orussus abietinus
Lineage: Eukaryota; Metazoa; Arthropoda; Insecta; Hymenoptera; Orussidae
Product: retinol-binding protein pinta
Exons: 5
Coding region: 414-1289 (291 amino acids)
Cellular component (GO): membrane
Molecular function (GO): phosphatidylinositol bisphosphate binding
Source: RefSeq, a predicted model, not a curated record